ACUGCAAUUUUAUUAUAAUGAUUUUGUUCUUAUUAUUCAUAUUUGUGAUAAAUUUUAUGGGUAUUAGUGUCCUAUCAAAUCAUCAUUACUUUUGUUACAUUGAGGCAAUAUGCAUAUAACUGAUACUAUUUGUGAUCUUUGCCAUGGAUUCUAUAUGAAUUCCACUGGUAUUUUAUUUCUGCUCUUCCUCGCUCCUUGCUUGCAGCAUAUCCUCUAUUUGUGCUUAUAAUGUUGCUUGGUAGGAAUAUAUUUGGUUACAUUGUUCCAGUUCUAUCUUUUGUUUUGCUUUGUUCAGAGCUUCCACACAAGGAACUCCGUUUCAUAAUUGGUUCAAUUCCAAUGCUCAACUUUGCAGCAGCAGUUAGCAGAAUGAAGAAGGCUUUCUGGAAAUGGCUUAAUCUGAUGAUGCUUGGAUCUCUUGUUGGCAGGUAUUCCAAAGAAAAAGGGAUUGCUGUGGAAGAAUUUCACAACAGAAAAUCAGGAAUUUCACCUACCUUCUGAGGUUGACAACCCUUGACAAAGCAGAAUAAUUGAAGUGCUGAUGUUGAGUUUGCUACUCCUGUAUUUUAUAUCAGCACUCUAUGCUUGAAAGUUUAAAAGUUAAACAAAUAGAAAUAGUCAUAUGUGCUAAGUUAUGUUAACGAGUGAACUCGCAUUAAUAGGAGAGUUUUGUGUUAGAAAAUCUCAACUGUUGCAUCAUAACAUCAUAUCAUUCUGGUAUCUAGUCGUAUCCUGUAUUCAUCUUGUAUCCACAGCAUACUGGUACUGUGGCCAUAUGCUGGGAUCCAUGUAUACCCUCUGGUGAAUUGAUGGAUGUCGACAUUGUAGAUGCAAAUAUUGGAUACUGUUUCCUAUACA
Messenger RNA from Telopea speciosissima, 858 nucleotides. Its product is annotated as dol-P-Man:Man(7)GlcNAc(2)-PP-Dol alpha-1,6-mannosyltransferase-like. The transcript has 5 exons. The record is from RefSeq and is a predicted model, not a curated record. Lineage: Eukaryota; Viridiplantae; Streptophyta; Magnoliopsida; Proteales; Proteaceae. Gene Ontology annotation, molecular function: glycosyltransferase activity. Bases 229 to 501 code for a protein of 90 amino acids.